Molecule: messenger RNA, 321 nt
Organism: Aspergillus ruber CBS 135680
Lineage: Eukaryota; Fungi; Ascomycota; Eurotiomycetes; Eurotiales; Aspergillaceae
Product: CVNH domain-containing protein
Exons: 2
Coding region: 1-321 (106 amino acids)
Source: RefSeq, a predicted model, not a curated record
AUGAGCUUCCACCUUACCGCUGAGAACCUCCGUCUCGAAGAGGGCCAUAUCCUCAUUGCUCAGCUCCACAAUGCAGAUGGCGAGCUUGUUGACUCGUCUAUUGACUUGAAUACUAUCAUCGGCAAUGUUGACGGCCGCUUGGAAUGGGGGGGUCAGAACUUCAGCGAGAGCGCCCAUGAGGUCCAGUUUGGCAUCGAGUCCGAAAAUGAAGUCCCUAUUCUUCGGGUUUUGCUGAAGAAUGCUGAUGAGCAGUGGGCUGCUGCGGAUGUCAACCUGUCUGAGCGCAUUGUCAACGAGAAUGGUACCUUCGUGUUUGUUUAG